AUGUCCAUCCCUUGGGGGGACAUCGGGGGUCCCCUGGUGUGCAAGGACAACGGCGGUGACUACUUCUGGCUGGUGGGACUGGCCAGCUGGGGCAAGGGCUGCGCCGGAGAGAAACGGCCCGGGGUGUUCACCUCCACCCAGCACUUCCACACCUGGAUCCAGGUGCAGAUGGGAAUGGUCCCGCCGGAUACGGAGGCUCCACCGCCCAAGCCAGAGCCACCCACCCCCACCAUUGAGGAAGAGCCAGAAGAACCCGAAGAAGAACUGGAACCAGAGCCUGAGCCAGAACCAGAAUCAGGACCCCAUCCGGUACCGAUACCGGUACCGAUACCAGAACCGGAACCCAUACCAGAACCAGAGCCAGAAGAUGAUGAAGAUGAAGAAGAACCAGAACCGGAGACGUUUAUAACAAUUUCAUUCCCCAAAUCCAUCCUGCUGAGGUUAUUCACGAAUCUGCUGGAGUUCCUGGAGUUCCUGCGGGACAAACUGGAUUGAGCAGGAGGGGGAGCAGAUC
Molecule: messenger RNA, 514 nt
Organism: Lonchura striata (white-rumped munia)
Lineage: Eukaryota; Metazoa; Chordata; Aves; Passeriformes; Estrildidae
Source: RefSeq, a predicted model, not a curated record